AUGGACAUGAUUGAAAUGAGUUUCCAGGAUUCCACAGACUGUUCUGGCUCUUUCAAACAAAGCCUGCAAGGGGACGAAGACAACAGAUCAGAAAGAAAAGUUAAUGCGCAUGAGGAUUCACAGGACCUGGAAACUGCCUACCUUCCAUCUGUGCUUCCCAUGGCCCCUUGGGGCUCUCAGGAGGUACAGUCUUCAUGCCACCUGCUGACAGUGAGGAUCAUCCGGAUGAAAAACGUCCGCCAGGCUGAUGUGUUGAGUCAGACAGACUGCUUUGUGAGCCUCUGGCUACCUACCGCCUCUCAUGAGAAGCUGAGGACUAAGACCAUCUCCAACUGUCCAAACCCAGAAUGGAAUGAAACCUUCAAAUUUCAGAUCCAAAGCCAAGUGAAGAAUGUUUUAGAACUGAGUGUCUGCGAUGAAGACACAGUGACACCAGAUGACCAUCUCUUGACAGUUCUUUACGACCUCACUAAGCUCUGCUUCCGAGAGAAAACCCACGUGAAGUUCCCGCUCAACCCAGAGGGCAUGGAGGAGCUGGAGGUGGAGUUCCUGCUGGAGGAGAGUCCCUCUGCACCUGAGACUCUCAUCACCAAUGGCGUUCUGGUGUCCCGGCAAGUCUCCUGCUUGGAGGUUCACGCAGAAGCCAGACAUCAGAGGAAGAGUGGGAAAAAGAAGGACCUUUUGGUGACAGUGAACGAAUCCUUUGAACACACCCAGCGCAUCUCGCCCCACCUGGAUCCCUGCUGCCCAAACCCUGCCUGCUUCCACUACCCCAAGUUCUUCCAGCCGCAGUUGCAUGUGGAGGUGCCCAAGAGCCAUUGGAGCUGUGGGCUUUGCUGCUGCAGCAUGUACAAGAAGAAUGGCUCCUUCUGCCAGCCCCUGGAUUGCCUUCCCAAAGACCAGGCAGUGACCCAGCCAGUGGGUGAGAACUGUGAAUUGCACAUGAAGUCAACCGAUUGCCCAGACGUGCUGGACGUGCGGCUAGGGUACAGUCUGUGCCAAGCAGAGCUGGAGUUCCUGGAGAAGCGGAGAGUGGUGGUGGCUGAGACGUUGAAGCAGGUCCUACAGCUGGAGGAGGACCUGCAGGAAGAUGAGGUACCGCUGAUAGCCAUCAUGGCCACUGGUGGAGGGACAAGAUCCAUGACCUCCAUGUACGGCCACCUGCUGGGGCUGCAGAAGCUGAACAUCCUGAACUGUGCCAGCUAUAUCACCGGUCUGUCAGGGGCCACCUGGACCAUGGCUACCUUGUACCAAGACCCUGACUGGUCCUCCAAAAACUUGGAGCCUGCCAUCCUGGAGGCCCGGAGGCAUGUGGUCAAGGACAAGAUGCCAGCUCUGUUCCCAGAACAGCUUUGCAAAUUCAAGGAGGAACUCCGACAGCGAAGCCAGGAAGGCUACAAGGUCACCUUAACUGACUUCUGGGGCCUGCUGAUUGAGUCCUGUCUAGGGGACAAGAGAAACGAAUGCAAGCUGUCAGAGCAGCGAGCUGCUCUGUGUCGGGGCCAGAACCCCCUGCCCAUCUACCUCACCAUCAAUGUCAAGGAUGAUGUAAGCAACCAGGAUUUCAGAGAGUGGUGUGAGUUCUCCCCGUAUGAAGUGGGCCUGCAGAAAUACGGUGCCUUCAUCCCCUCCGAGCUCUUUGGCUCUGAAUUCUUCAUGGGGCGGCUGAUGAAGAGGAACCCUGAGUCAAGAAUGUGCUACAUGCUAGGUUUGUGGAGCAGCAUCUUCUCCCUGAACCUGCUGGAUGCCUGGAAUCUGUCCCACACCUCGGAGGAGUUUUUCCACAGGUGGACGAGGGAGAAAGUACAAGAUAUUGAAGAUGAGCCGCUCCUACCAGAAAUCCCCAAAUGUGAUGCCAAUGCCCUGGAGACUACGGUGGUAGUCCCAGGGUCCUGGCUGUCCAAUACUUUCCGAAACAUCCUCACCCACCGGAGCUUUGUGUCUGAGUUCCACAACUUCCUGCGGGGCCUGCAGCUACACACCAGCUACCUCCAGAACAGCCAGUUCUCCAAGUGGAAAGACACAGUGCUCGAUGGCUUCCCAAACCAGCUGACCGAGUCCGUCAACCACUUGUGCCUGCUGGACACAGCGUUCUUUGUCAACUCCAGCUACCCGCCCCUCCUACGACCAGAGAGAAAGGCCGACCUCAUCAUCCACCUCAAUUAUUGUGCCGGAUCCCAGACGAAGCCCAUGAAACAAACCUGUGAAUACUGCACCGUGCAGAACAUACCCUUCCCUAAAUAUGAGCUGGAAGACGAAGAGAAUAAUCUCAAAGAAUGCUACCUGAUGGAGAACCCCCAGGAACCUGAUGCCCCCACAGUGAUUUUCUUCCCACUCAUUAAUGACACCUUCCAAAACUACAAGGCCCCAGGUGUGGAGCGAAGCCCUGAAGAGCUGGAACAUGGCCAGGUUGACAUUUAUGGCCCCAAAACGCCCUACGCCACCAAGGAGUUGACAUACACAGAAGCCGCCUUUGACAAACUGGUGAAGCUCUCUGAGUACAACAUCCUGAAUAACAAAGACAAACUCCUUCAGGCCUUGCGACUGGCAGUGGAGAAGAAAAAGCACCUAAAGAGCCAGUGUCCCUCCUAAACCCAGAGGAGCGUCGCCGAUACUGAGUCUCUUUCUAUUGCCAGAGGUGCAGAAUCUAUCAAGGCU
This is a messenger RNA of Chrysochloris asiatica (Cape golden mole), 2658 nucleotides long. RefSeq names its product phospholipase A2, group IVE (gene PLA2G4E). Gene Ontology annotation, cellular component: cytosol. Gene Ontology annotation, biological process: glycerophospholipid catabolic process. The transcript has 20 exons. The record is from RefSeq and is a predicted model, not a curated record. The coding region runs from base 1 to 2592 and encodes 863 amino acids. Gene Ontology annotation, molecular function: calcium ion binding; calcium-dependent phospholipid binding. Lineage: Eukaryota; Metazoa; Chordata; Mammalia; Afrosoricida; Chrysochloridae.